AUGGAAGAGUUUCGGAUUGCCGUGAGAACAUAUGGUGCUCUUAACGGUUACAAUUUGAAGUUCAAGUGUAAUGAUAGAAAACGAGCUCAAGGAGUUUGCAAAGUGGGAUGUAAUUGGAGGAUUUGGGCCUCAAAGCUGGGUUCGAAUGAGAUAGUACAGGUGAAGUCUUACACACCAGAGCAUACAUGCACACGUAGCCAAAAUAAUAGACAUUGCAACUAUAUCUUCUUGACAAAUAAGUACCUUGAACAAUUUAAGGCAGACCCUGAUUGGAAAACAAAAUCCAUUUUGGCUAUUGUGAAAGACGAUUUGAAAAUAGAGAUAAGUAGAAAUGUGGCCAACAAGAUGAGAAAAUAUGCGAAGGAAUUGUUAUUUGGAACCAUGGAAGAACAAUUCGGACUCCUAAGACGAUAUGCUGCGGAGGUACUUAGGUCGAAUACGGGGUCAACAGUUAUGAUAUCCUUACAUGAGCAAGUUUUCAAAGCAUUGGGACAGGAUACUACUGACUGUAUAUACCCCAUGGCAUAUGCUGUUGUCAGGAAGGAGAACACAGAUGCUUGGAGAUGGUUUUUGAAAUAUCUCCAAGAAGACAUUAAAAUUGGUAAUGGAAGAGGUUGGACAUUGAUGACUGACCACCAAAAAGGACUUCACAAUGUGUGCGAAGAGUUAUUCCUAGAGGCAGAGCAUCGCUUUUGUGAUUUUCUUUGGCGUGCCACCAAGUCAACAACUGUUGCAGAAUUUAGACAGUGGAUGCAAAAAAUUAGUGAAGUCAGUGAAGAGGCACAUGGAUGGCUGUUAAAGAGACAUCUUCAAGAGUGGAGUAGAUCACACUUUCUAGAGCACUCCAAGUGUGACAUUCUACUGAACAAUAUUUGUGAGGUGUUCAACAAAACAUUGCUAGAAGACAGAGAGAAAAUGAUUCUAAAUAUGUUGAAAUCAGUGCAGAUGACAUUCAUGAAACGGAUACAAUAG
Molecule: messenger RNA, 972 nt
Organism: Olea europaea var. sylvestris
Lineage: Eukaryota; Viridiplantae; Streptophyta; Magnoliopsida; Lamiales; Oleaceae
Exons: 3
Coding region: 1-972 (323 amino acids)
Source: RefSeq, a predicted model, not a curated record